Molecule: messenger RNA, 1665 nt
Organism: Purpureocillium lilacinum
Lineage: Eukaryota; Fungi; Ascomycota; Sordariomycetes; Hypocreales; Ophiocordycipitaceae
Biological process (GO): rRNA methylation
Cellular component (GO): mitochondrion
Molecular function (GO): rRNA (guanine) methyltransferase activity; RNA binding
Source: RefSeq, a predicted model, not a curated record
AUGCAGGAACUAUUCCAUCGCUCAGCCUCGACAACCUUGAUCCCGUCACGUGCAGCGAGCUUGUCUGCCAUACAUAGGGGCUUGCGCCGGUCGGAGAGGGCUCAUUCCGGUGAUCGAUGGCCGUCAAGAGAUUCGCCCACCAACGGCCCUAGAGGCGCCCGAGGUGCACAAGGUGCCCGAGGUGGUGCCAGAACCAGCAAAGCGCUUGACGGCGCCUCUUCAUGGCGCCAGCAACAGAAGCUCAGGAAGAAGCUGGACCGCAAGGCAGCCGAGGAUGAGGAUGAAGAGAGCGGGCGGCAAACAAGACGGAAGCGGUUCCUCGAUCCGGAGUCCAAUUUUGGCAAGAAAAGCUUGGUAUACCAGCUCAAGCACGGAGAGCUUAAGGAACGAGCUGCGUCUCUGGACCUGCAAGAGCCUGUCCGUCCUGCGCCUCGACCUUACAAUGACCGGUCGCGCCCGCGGAGACCUGCGUCUCCGAAAACACAAGAGCCCUUUCCUCCUGGGAACCGUUCCUACAACGACAACUCGCGCCCACGAAGAGCAGCGCAUACCAACGGCAGCCGCCAGCCUCGCACCGAAGACGACGACGGCUCGCUUGGGAAAGCCGAGUUCAAGGGGCGUGGAAGGGGAAUGAUGCCAAUGACGAUACACUAUACCACCGCGGCGUCCCAAUUUCUUUACGGCCGAUCCGUCGUCAAGGCCGCCCUGGAGCAGGGGAGACGCAAGCUCUACAAGCUAUACAUCUACGGUGGCGAGAAUCGGAAAGACUCGAAAGACAACGCCGUCAUGAUGGCCCUGGCCAGGAGACAAGGGGUGCCUAUCAAGAUUGUCCCGAAUGAGGAGCAACGCCUCAUGGACAAGAUGAGCAUGGGGCGCCCGCACAACGGCUUUGUCCUAGAGACCUCGCCGCUGCCGCAAGUACCCGUGCAGUCCUUGGGCAAGCUCGAAGAAACCCCCACGAAGCUUGGGUUUCAUGUCCAGCUGGACCACCAAACGAGGGAGGAGGAGGCGAUCAACGGCACCGACACGUUCAUUCCUCGAUCCAACGACGUUACGCCCAAGCCAUUUGUGUUGCUGCUCAACGAGAUCCUCGACCCUGGCAACCUGGGGGCGCUCCUCCGAACGGCAAGCUAUCUCGGUGUGGAUGCAGUUGGCAUCACAAACCGCAACUCGUCCACCCUGACGCCCGUUGUUCUCAAAUCGGCAGCCGGGGCAGCCGAAGAAAUUAGCAUUUUCACUGUCGACUCGCCGGUCCAGUUCAUCGAGGAUUCGAAGAAGGCUGGCUGGAAAACGUACGCAGCUGUAGCCCCGCCAGAGCGCAAGCUUGUGAAGCGCCACGGCGACAAGUUCGUCUCCACGGACACGAUCGAACAGACAAGCCCGCUGGAGCACGACCCCUGCGUGCUGAUUCUCGGCAACGAGGGCCACGGCUUGUCGAAGCCUAUCAAGGUGGCAGCGGACUAUGAGGUAUCGGUACCUCGAUUUGUCCAAGGCAGCAGUGUGGAUAGCCUGAAUGUGAGCGUGGCAGCCGGCCUGCUGUGCCACUCGUUUGUCAAGGCGUCGAUGGGCGAGUCGGCGGUGCCCGCGGAAACACAUGGCCGUGGCAGCGACGAGGGGGCGAGUGCUGCAAAGGAUGAAGCCGACAAGGGCGAGACGAUGUUCUGA